GUAUAUAAUGCUCGCCAAUGAACCAUAUCAAUCACAUUCGUUUUGUGAGUUCAUCUGACAAGGUGUUUAAGUGAAUUUUAUCAGUUCAACGACUACCAGACAUAAAAAAUGGCAUUUACAAAGUCAGUUCUAUUUUUGGUCAUUGGAAGUGUUGCUAGUUUGUCCAGAGCCGCCAUCGUUCCCGCUCCAUACGCCGUUUCUCCAUAUGCUUAUCCCGGAGCAUUGCCUUAUGCCGCAUCUCCGUAUUUUGCACAACCAGCUGCAGCUCUGCCAUACCCAUUCCCAUACAAAGCGCCACUUUAUCCAGCACCCGCCGCCGCAAUCAGAGCCGCUCCUAUUGCUGCUUAUCCAGCUCCAGCUAGAUUAGCUCCCGUAGCUGCUGCCCCUGCUGUUGUUCGAGCUGCACCAGCCGUAGCUGCUGCUCCUGCCCCAGUCGUACCAGCAGCUCUACCAGCUCCAGUUCCAGCUGCCUUCCCAGCCGUCCGAUUGGACGAAGCUGAUGCUUAUCCACAAUAUCAAUACGCUUAUACCGUAAGAGACUCGCUUACCGGUGAUGCCAAGGACCAAGAAGAAGUGCGUGACGGUGAUGUAGUAAAGGGUCGAUACAGUUUGAUCGAACCCGAUGGUAGCCGCAGAACAGUGAGCUACUAUGCCGAUGACGUCAACGGAUUCAACGCCGUAGUACAGAAGGACUUACCAGUAGCACCAGUUUUACCAGCAGUAGCACCAGCUGCCGUAGUUGCAAAAUGAACUAUACGACAAUGCUAACUAAUUGCCCUUACAUUACCAAUAGAUUUCUUAUAAUAUGUGUAAUUCUUGUUGUAUAUAGUCGAUCUUUCCUUUUAUAAAUAUAUUAUAAUAGUUUCUUCCAUA
Messenger RNA from Daktulosphaira vitifoliae (grape phylloxera), 873 nucleotides. RefSeq names its product larval cuticle protein A3A-like. Bases 109 to 750 code for a protein of 213 amino acids. Gene Ontology annotation, cellular component: extracellular matrix. The record is from RefSeq and is a predicted model, not a curated record. NCBI's taxonomy places the organism in Eukaryota, Metazoa, Arthropoda, Insecta, Hemiptera, Phylloxeridae. The transcript is spliced from 2 exons.